CACUCUCUCCAAUAUUUCUCUUUGCUUUGUCAAGAAAGCCAAUCUCUCUUUCUCCUUAUAUCCAUCAAAUCUUAAAAGGGUUUGUUUCUCUUAGUUUGAAUUUUGUGGCCAUGGAUGAAAACUACGAUGUAAUUGUUCUAGGAACCGGUCUCAAGGAAUGCAUUCUCAGUGGUCUUCUUUCUGUUGAUGGACUCAAAGUAUUGCAUAUGGAUCGCAAUGACUAUUAUGGAGGAGAAUCUACAUCUCUUAAUCUUAAUCAGCUAUGGAAGCGUUUCAGGGGAAGUGAUACACCUCCGGAGAGCUUGGGUGCAAGCAAGGAGUACAAUGUUGAUAUGAUACCUAAGUUUAUCAUCGCCAAUGGUGGUUUGGUCCGUGUUUUGAUACACACAGAUGUUACUAAGUAUCUUCAUUUUAAGGCUGUUGAUGGUAGUUUUGUGUACAACAAAGGAAAGAUCUACAAAGUCCCAGCAACUGAUGUGGAAGCACUAAAAUCACCAUUGAUGGGAUUGUUUGAGAAACGUCGUGCUCGAAAGUUCUUCAUUUAUGUCCAAGACUAUGAGGAAAAUGAUCCCAAAUCUCAUGAGGGUCUGGACUUGACCAAAGUUACAGCAAGAGAGGUUAUCUCAAAAUACGGGCUUGAAGAUGAUACAAUUGACUUUAUUGGUCAUGCCUUGGCUCUUCAUCUUGAUGAUAGUUAUUUAGAUCAACCAGCUUCGGAUUUUGUGAAGAGAAUGAAGCUUUAUGCAGAUUCUUUGGCACGUUUCCAAGGAGGAUCACCCUAUAUCUAUCCACUUUAUGGACUAGCAGAAUUGCCUCAGUCAUUUGCACGCUUAAGUGCAGUAUAUGGUGGAACUUACAUGCUCAACAAGCCAGAAUGUAAGGUAGAGUUUGACGAGAGUGGUAAAGCCAUUGGUGUCACCUCAGAAGGAGAAACUGCUAAAUGCAAGAAAGUUGUUUGUGACCCAUCAUAUUUGCCAAAUAAGGUUAAGAAUGUUGGGAAAGUUGCUCGUGCUAUUUGUAUAAUGAGCCAUCCUAUUCCUGCCACUAGUGAUUCUCACUCUGCGCAAGUUAUUCUGCCACAGAAGCAACUUGGACGCAAAUCAGACAUGUACCUCUUCUGCUGUUCUUAUGCUCACAAUGUUGCUCCACAAGGAAAAUUCAUUGCUUUUGUUUCAGCUGAAGCUGAGACAGACAACCCUGAGAUAGAACUGAAGCCAGGAAUUGACUUGUUGGGUCCAGUAGAUGAGAUUUUCUAUGAAACUUAUGACAGAUAUGUGCCCAUAAAUACUAUGAAAGAUGACAAUUGCUUCAUUUCUACUAGCUACGACGCAACAACACAUUUUGAGACCACAGUACAAGAUGUUAUUGCAAUGUACAGUGAGAUAACUGGAAAGACUCUUGAUCUUUCUGUGGAUUUGAGUGCUGCAAGCGCUGCUGCUGAAUAAAGUUCUACAUUGCUCAAAGAAUUUAGUGGAACAACAUUUAUUAGAUUUUAAAUCAUUCAAUGUCUCUUCCUGUUGAAGACAAAAUUAAAUAAUGUUCUGUAUUUUGUUCUAAUUUUAUUAAUCUGUUGUUUUGCAAAACUAUGCUAAUGUACUUUUAAUUGGACAAACAAUCUUAUUUCACUCUUUA
This is a messenger RNA of Populus trichocarpa (black cottonwood), 1632 nucleotides long. Its product is annotated as guanosine nucleotide diphosphate dissociation inhibitor At5g09550. The transcript is spliced from 13 exons. NCBI's taxonomy places the organism in Eukaryota, Viridiplantae, Streptophyta, Magnoliopsida, Malpighiales, Salicaceae. The record is from RefSeq and is a predicted model, not a curated record. Gene Ontology annotation, molecular function: Rab GDP-dissociation inhibitor activity. Gene Ontology annotation, biological process: vesicle-mediated transport; protein transport; small GTPase-mediated signal transduction. The coding region runs from base 111 to 1445 and encodes 444 amino acids. Gene Ontology annotation, cellular component: cytoplasm.